CGAGUCUGACGGAGACUUUCGCGUGCAUCUUCUCUCAUCCUACCGUCAUCUUGUUCGCGUCGAACGGCUGAACCCGGAAUAUCGAGAUAAUCUUUUGAGGCUUUGUCGGGCCACUGACCCUCCAACGCGAAAUGUGGACUCACACUUCCCGUGUGACGAUAUUCGCUUCUAGGGUCCAGGCUCCUUCUGUUUUUUUGCCGAAAGCGAGACUUUGCCUCCGGAGGUCUUCACUAGGAAAGUCAAAUUCGCUGGGCAUCGCCUGUGUCUAUUGUCCGACUUCCCAAUGGCGGUCUCUUCAGCACCAGGCCGAUGUCCAGCCUACGCCAACUCCGAAAAGCGCAACUUCCAAACCGGUACCCAGCUCCCAUAGUGAAGUGACGGUAGCGGAGCAGCGCAAAAGCGAUUGGAAUAUAGUGAAGCGGUUGAUGGAGAAUGUGUGGCCCAAAAAUGACUGGAAAACACGGGCCACAGUCGUUCUAGGCUUUGGGCUGCUGAUUUCAGGCAAGCUACUUAACGUGCAAGUCCCCUUGAUAUUCAAGAGCGUCGUGGAUUCCCUGAAUGUAGACAUCACGGCGCCAGCCGCAGUCUGGACAGUAGCAGGUUCCCUGAUUCUUGGCUGUACGUCUCGGCCUCCUUUGUCUAGGUUGCUUCCGAUAUUUCCUUCAGAUGGUGCCGCACGAAUAGGAGCUACAGUUUUUGGAGAAUCGCUAAACGCUGUUUUUGCCAAUAUCGGUCAGCGAGCUAUUCGUAAGGUGGCCCGCGAAACAUUUGGACAGCUAUUGAACAUGAAUCUUCAAUUUCACCUGUCUCGUCAAACUGGUGGUCUGACACGGGCUAUUGAUCGUGGUACGAAAGGGAUUGCAUUUAUAUUACAAGCAGUACUCUUUCGGAUUAUUCCUACAGCAUUGGAAAUAUCUCUCGUGUGCGGUAUUUUGACUUACAAGUUCAGCUGGGACUUUGCAGCGAUCACAUUAGCAACUUUAGCCGCAUAUACAUGGUUUACUGUUCGAACAACCUCUUGGCGAACGCGCUUCCGGCGAGAGGCUAAUAAAGCUGACAACGCUGCCGCCACGUCUGCUGUUGAUUCUCUAAUCAACUUUGAGGCUGUCAAGCAUUUUAACAACGAACAAUACGAAAUCUCGCAGUACGAUCGACAUUUGAAAGACUACGAGAAAUUGUCGACUAAGAUCACCACUUCGUUGGCUUUCUUGAAUUCUGGACAGAACGUCAUCUUCUCCAGCGCUCUUACGAUGACCAUGUUUAUGGCUGCUCAAGGAGUUAUAAAUGGGACAAUGACGGUGGGAGACCUGGUCAUGGUAAACCAGCUCAUAUUCCAACUGUCUUUCCCGCUCAACUUCUUGGGGUCUAUCUAUCGCGAGAUGCGACAAAACCUUUUGGACAUGGAAAUUCUUUUCAAGCUUCGCGAACAAAAUCCGCCGCUUGAGGAUGUACCUGGUGCUCUGCCCCUAGACUUUCGAGGGGGUGCCAUCCGCUUUGAGAAUGUGAACUUUGGUUACCAUCCUGAUCGGCCUAUAUUCAGGAAUUUGUCUUUCACUAUCCCCCCAGGCAAGAAAGUUGCCAUAGUAGGACCAUCAGGUUGCGGAAAGUCGACGGUCUUCCGACUUCUUUUCCGUUUCUAUGAUCCCGAUUCAGGUCGCAUCUUCAUUGAUGAUCAAAACAUCCAUGAUAUCCAGAUGGAAAGCCUCCGACAGAGUAUUGGUGUCGUCCCUCAAGAUACGCCUUUGUUCCACGCGGACAUCAUGCACAAUGUAAGAUACGGACGAUUGAGCGCAACUGAUGACGAGGUGAUAGAAGCUACAAAAAGAGCCAGUGUUUAUGACACGAUUAUGCGACUGCCGGAUGCUUUGAAGACCAAAGUCGGGGAACGCGGGCUGAUGAUCAGUGGUGGAGAGAAGCAGCGGCUGGCUGUUGCUCGCGUUUUGCUGAAAGAUCCGCCGAUUCUCUUCUUCGAUGAAGCAACUUCUGCUUUGGAUGCUCAUACAGAACAUGAAUUAAUGAAAAGCAUCAACGAUACGCUGCUGACGAAGACACGAACUAGUAUUUUCAUUGCACAUCGGCUGCGCACCGUUGUUGAAGCGGACUUGAUCAUUGUUCUCAAGAACGGAGAAGUUGCUGAACAAGGCACCCACGAGGAGCUUCUACGCAAACGUGGGUUAUACUACAGCAUGUGGAUGCAGCAAGCGGCAGCUUUAGACUUGAAAAAGGACGAAGAGUCGUCGUCCUCGUCCUCGACUUGAAAGUCUUGUAUGACUAUCACUACUGUAAGCGUUGAUUAGACUUACACAUCGCUAUAAUCACUUGCGCAUCAGAUACCGCUCACUAAAUUAUCUUACGUUACUAGUGUACAACGAAUGGAUACAGAUAAAGGAAUUCAAACUCAGUACAUUGGUGGUGGGGCCCGUCUCAAGGGAGAAUUCAAAGGCAAUUUGUCAUAUUGGCAACCUUCUAGCAGAUAGCCGCGCUUAUCGAGGCCUUCAG
Messenger RNA from Desarmillaria tabescens, 2499 nucleotides. Its product is annotated as iron-sulfur clusters transporter ATM1. The record is from RefSeq and is a predicted model, not a curated record. Gene Ontology annotation, cellular component: mitochondrial inner membrane. Bases 132 to 2258 code for a protein of 708 amino acids. Gene Ontology annotation, molecular function: ATP binding; ABC-type transporter activity; ATP hydrolysis activity. The transcript is spliced from 10 exons. NCBI's taxonomy places the organism in Eukaryota, Fungi, Basidiomycota, Agaricomycetes, Agaricales, Physalacriaceae. Gene Ontology annotation, biological process: transmembrane transport; intracellular iron ion homeostasis.